Spinacia oleracea (spinach) is the source of this 2613-nucleotide messenger RNA. RefSeq names its product exocyst complex component EXO84C. NCBI's taxonomy places the organism in Eukaryota, Viridiplantae, Streptophyta, Magnoliopsida, Caryophyllales, Amaranthaceae. Gene Ontology annotation, cellular component: exocyst. The record is from RefSeq and is a predicted model, not a curated record. Gene Ontology annotation, biological process: exocytosis; Golgi to plasma membrane transport; intracellular protein localization. Bases 138 to 2456 code for a protein of 772 amino acids. The transcript is spliced from 7 exons.
AGCUAAGCUAUAUCGCUUAAAGGUUCCUCCGCACUCCGACUUAAACCGUAGCAAUAACUAAUCGCCCGGAAUAAUCGGCGGUUUCUGCAGAGCGGCAACAAUGGAGAGCAGUGACGAAGAGGAAGAUUUCUCAUACCAUGAAGGCAUUAUUCCACAAUCUAAAAUCAACUCUCUCUUUCAAUCCAACACUGAAAAGUUUCCUUAUUCUCAUGCUUGUUGCAAAUGAGUUGCUGAAGGGAAUCAGAAGUUUGUGUUGUGAGCUGUUGGAUCUGAAGGAUUCAGUGGAGAAUUUAUGUGGAAAUACAAGGGCGAAGUACUUGGCUUUCCUGAGAUUAUCUGAAGAAGUAGUAGAGAUGGAACAUGAAUUGACUGAGCUGAGAAAGCACAUUUCUUCGCAAGGAAUUUUGAUACAGGAUCUAGAGAGUGGUGUAUUUCAUGAAUUGCACGAGUGUAUCAAAGCUGGUGAACAAGAAGAUGUGCCUGAAUUGCAGAUUUGUGAGCAUGAUGAUCUAUCCUGUAAAGACACCUCUGAUGCGAAAAGAAUAUCCUUGGAAAAGAUUGAUAUCCUCUUGGCUGAGCACAAACUGCAAGAUGCCUUGGAAGCUUUAGAUUUAGAGGAGAAAAGCUCGCCAGUGCUGAGAAGUGCUGGAGAUACUUCAUCAAGCGUAUCCAAUUAUAAAUCUGCUUUCUUUAAAAGGAAGGCUAUUCUCGAGGAUCACUUUGUAGGAAUCAGCGGUCAACCUUCACUUGACGACGUUGAGAUGAAGCAGGCUUUAUGUGGUUUGCUGAAACUUGGAAAAGGACAACUAGCUCAUCAGAUACUGCUUAAAAGAUUUGCUUCCCGCCUCCGAAUCAGAGUUGAGGCUUUUGUUCCAUCAUGUUACCUUUACCCUGAAACAUACCCAGCUACAUUGUCCAAAAUUAUAUUUUCGUUUAUCUCGUUAGCUGCAAAAGAAUCUCAUUCAACUUUCGGUGAUGAUCCUGUGUACACAAAUAAAGUGGUUCAAUGGGCAGAGGAGGAAAUUGAAUCUUUUGUGCGUUUUGUGAAGGAGUAUGGUCCUUUGUCUGAGACAGUUACUGCACUGCGUGCAGCUAGUGUUUGUGUUCAGGCUAGUCUCAGGAAUUGUCUAAUCCUGGAAUUACAGGGUAUCAAGCUCUCUAAGUUGCUUAUGGUACUGAUGCGGCCUUAUAUGGAAGAAGUUUUGGAGAUGAACUUUAGAAGAGCUAGACGGGUAUUUGUAGACAUUGCGGAUAGUGAUGAAAUUCCUCUGUUGUCUCCUCGCUUUUUGUCUCCUUUGUCAGUUUUUGCAUCCUCGCCAGAUAAUGCUCUCAUUAGUAGUGGGUUCAAGUUUAUUUCUAUUAUCAAAGAUAUAGUUGAACAGCUGACGCCCUUGGCCAUUCUACAAUUCGGGGGAAAUCUUUUAAGUAGAACUGCUCAGCUAUUUGAUAACUAUGUGGACCUUCUAACAAAAGCUUUACCUAGUCCUUCAGAAGAUGAUGGCAUUACAGAACUAAAGGAGGCUCUUUCCUUCAAAGCUGAGACAGAUUCACAACAGCUUGCGCUUUUGGGCGUUGCUAGCAGUGUUGCAGAUGAGCUUCUACCAAUGGCAGUGUCAAGAAUUUGGAAUGUUAAUAUGGAGACUCAUGAUCCAAUGACUGCAUCCCAUAUAGGAGGUAAUGCGGUUGAGUUCAAGGACUGGAGACGUCAACUUCAACAUUCUCUAGACAAGCUCAGGGAUCACUUUUGCCGGCAAUAUGUUUUGAACUUCAUAUAUUCUAGAGAAGGGAAAACACGGCUUGAUGCCAGAAUUUAUGUUGAUGAAGAAGGGGAGGACUUAAUUUGGGACUCAGUUCCGCUUCCUUCACUUCCAUUCCAGGCUUUAUUUGCAAGGCUACAGCAAUUAGCUACUGUUGCUGGGGAUGUAUUGCUUGGAAAGGAGAAGCUUCAGAAAGUUCUUCUGGCGAGGCUGACAGAAACAAUAGUCAUGUGGUUGUCUGAUGAACAGGAAUUCUGGGGCGUGUUUGAGGAUGAGUCAGUGCCAUUAAAGCCAUCUGGCUUGCAGCAGCUGACUCUUGAUAUGCAUUUCACUGUUGAAAUUGCACGCUUUGCGGGGUAUUCAUCAAGACAUGUGCUACAAUUAGCAUCAGGAAUUAUAGCUCGUGCAAUCAAAACCUUUUCUGCAAGAGGCAUUGAUCUGCAGAGCACACUCCCAGAGGAUGAGUGGUUCUCUGAGGCUGCCAAAGCUGCCAUAAAUAAACUUUUGCUAGGAGCUUCUGGGUCAGAAGCAUCGGAACCAGAAGAAGAAUCUGAGUUUCUACAUGAGCAACAUAUUAUUAUGUCGGACUCUGAGGACUCUGUUUCCUGCCCUUCAACUGUGGAUUCCUUCCAUUCUUUUGCGUCAGCAGAAAUGGGAGAUCUGGGAAGCCCUUCGCAUUUUAUUGAUCACGAGGGCUGAAACCAGCUGGGAAAUGUUGCUGUUGUUGUGAUAUUAGGUACUACUUGUUUGUAGUCUCACUCUGGUGUAGACGUGUGUUAUUAUAUCAAUUAAUUAAUACUCUGUAUUAAAAUUAGAAAAAGAAAAAGAAAAAAAGGGUUGCAGUUGCAAUUAUAUA